GUUUCCUUAAUUUUAACCUUUAGAUGUUCCAGCCUCUGCCUCUCUGUAUUCCCGGAGGCAGCCGUUAUCUGGUUGUUCAAGCUCGCUCGUUUUCUCAUAAGGAUCCGUCUGUCCCUCGGAAUUAUGUGGCGUUUGGGGGUCGUUUUUUCCGGCGUGUGACGCUCGCAUACCUGCAGUAAUACUUCGCAUAGUUUGUUGUACAUUGUUACGGCGUUUAAUUCCAGGAACUCAGAUCUCAGUCAAUUUCGAGGAGUUCGUUCCCAAUGGCCUCCCAGUCUGUUCUUCGAUGAUGAAAAUUUAGCCCAGCUAGCCCCUCUCGAGGUGUAGGUCUUGGCUGGGUUCCCCUCUCAAUUGUUGUCUUGACCACCACGAGUCGAUGGUCAGACAGUGUGGUCUCCUCAACACGAAUAUCAGCAACCAGUUCUUCAUUGCUGGUAAAGAAUAGAUCCAGUAUAUUAUGUUCUCUUGUUGGCACCAGAACCUGUUGGCUUAGCAAGUGCUCCCUAGCGAAUCGAAGCAAAUGUGUUGCCUGGUUUCUGGUUUGAUUUCUGCGCCGUUCUGCACAGUCCAAGUUUGGCCAUCGUAUGUGUGGUAGGUUAAAAUCUCCCGCGACCACAAUAUUUGGAGAAGGUUCACCUAAGUACGUCACCUCUGUUUCUAUUCUAUCGAGAGUUUCAUUGAAUUUUUCAGGCGGGCAGUCAGGCGGUCGGUAUACGAUAGCUAUGCACAGAUGGAGAUAGGGGAUGUAUAGUAUAACAUGUUCCACAUGUCCAUUGGAGCCUAAAUGCAGGGGAACUGUUUUUGCCGCGAGGAAAUUUCUGAGGUAGACUAUAACGCCUCCUUUUCUUCUUCCUUCUUUUCGAUCUGCUCGGUAAUGUUGAAAGCCUUUCAUCUCGAUUUCUCCAUCUUGGUUAUCUUCUCUUAGGUGUGACUCGGUUUAGGCAAGCAUGAUUAUACCUUCUGUCUCAGCAAUUUAUUUAAGUACGCCGAUCUUGUGGCGUUUUCUUCUUGGGAAGAGCCCCUCUAUGUUAGCUAUCAUGAUGCUAGACUCUUCCCUUCCUUGCGUACUUAGUUGCUGUAACACUGCACUGCCAGGGGUCUCUGGCUCUGCAGCUGUUGCAUUGUUGCUGUGAUUUCUGCUGUUGUUCGUGCAGUUUCAACAGUUGUUGCAUUUGUUGCUGAAUCUGAUCUACUUGACUCUGCAGGUCUAAAAAAUUGCUGCGCCUGAUAUCGAGUUCUCUGUGUGGUUCUCCACUCCGGUAGGAUGUGGUGUCCGGUGUGGUAUUUUUUGGGACUGCCCUGUUGUAUUUCUGAUUACGCUAGAUUCGCCUUUCCCAGAAAGGAGUUUUUUUAACAGAUGCAUUUUUUUCUGAAAUUUCGAGUUUAGCAGUAGAGUCUAUCUGGUGUUCAGGGGAUGAAGUAUCAAAAACCCGUCUCCCUUUGGUAUCUCUUCCCGCCUGCGGGCUGAGUCUAAGUUGAUGAAAGCGACAGUUAUCUCUGACGUGCAAAUUUAUAACAAUGUUCGAGUUUAUUUGAGCGUCUUCGUCUCGCACCUGGUUUAGGAUUAUGAAAGGCCACAAUAGACUUUAUUUGCGCAGUAGCAUCAUAACUCUAGGUUAAUUCGAGUGAAACGAGUUGCCUUGUCUUGGAGGAAAGAAGUGAUGUCGACCAAUCAAGCGUAUUAGACCAACAGAUGCUGGAUCACUAACUAUCUCUCUGAAGGUUUGUGUGAAGUUUACCUAUAAUUUUAAUGGACAUCGCUCAAUGAUAGUUACUUGAAGACUUUAAACCUUUCACAAGAUGGCAAGUGCAACGAUAGAGUGCGACGUUUGCAACGAGAAAUUCGAUUCGGGCAACCACAAGCCGCUUGGCCUGACCUGCGGCCACACGUUUUGCUUCUCUUGCAUCACAAAUUUACUAAGACUCCCUGGAACCCACAAUUGCCCAGAAUGUAGAGAGCAAUUUUCCCAACGAAUUGAUGAAAUGAUGGUCAACUACAAAUUGAUUCCUUCAGAAAACACAGCUCGUCCACAUCCCCCGAGCUCGCUGUCAGAUGCACCGUGCCUCCAUCAAAGGAAGGCGCUGGAUUACCUCUGCGUGGACUGCAUGGAACUCGUGUGCUUCAGGUGCAUCAGGGGCACUCAUAAAAAUCACACAAUUGAGUUGUUAGACGACCUACUUCAAGAGGAUGAAUAUGUUUUGAACUCGUUGACGAAAAUACGGACAACAAUGCACGAUAAGCUCGGGCGCGUGAAUGACUUAGUCGCUGUGUCGGACGAUAUAUUGAGUUUGAUUGAUGAAAUCAUCAACCUGAAGACUGAAUUUCAAGCUUGGAAGGAUUUGCUGCUGGCCCAAAAAGUUUCGACAGAGCAAGACCUCCAGGCGUGGGAUGCCCCGACUACCGGUAUGAUCGAGAACAGGCAACAUGAAUACAAAGAAAUGCUUUGCCGUCUAAAAUUGAAACCUCCAGAAAAUAUGGAGAUACCAGAGAUCAAAGCGAGGUUGUCUGCAGCUUUGAAGAAAUGUGAUUCGUUACAGAUUCAAGAGCCUGCUGUCACUGCGACGGCGCGACAGGGCGCCGGCGCUGGCGCGGCCGUGCUGCGAGUGCAAAACUACCUUCAGGCGACGCCACCGCAGGGCGCAACUAUGGGAGCGACUCCUCGAACAUUCCAGGCUCCUGGGCCGGCAUGUGUGCUUGCAACAUGUGAGGACGGCGUGCCUUGGAUAGUCACCUGCUGGAAUGAAGGAGUGCGAGCUGUCGCCAGCCUGGCCAACAACAUCAAGCCCAGUCGCCUCGUGGUGCUGUCCACCCACACCCGCCCCAUCCCGGGGCUGGGGGAGCUGCUGUCCACCCACACCCGCCCCAUCCCGGGGCUGGGGGAGCUGCUGUCCACCCACACCCGCCCCAUCCCGGGGCUGGGGGAGCUGCUGUCCUGCCUCGCUGCCCUACACACAGGCAAAAUCAGCCUGCUGCCACUGGACUUCUUCUGGAGGCCGGCAGGAGAGGCGGAGGGAGGCAUGGAAGACUUCAUCGACAAAUUUAGGUACAUUGGUCAAUAGUUUGACAAUUCAGAAAAAUAUGAACGGGUGAAAAUAAGGAUAUAAUAUCCACC
Molecule: messenger RNA, 3113 nt
Organism: Hyalella azteca
Lineage: Eukaryota; Metazoa; Arthropoda; Malacostraca; Amphipoda; Hyalellidae
Product: tripartite motif-containing protein 10-like
Exons: 3
Coding region: 1801-3060 (419 amino acids)
Molecular function (GO): zinc ion binding
Source: RefSeq, a predicted model, not a curated record